This is a messenger RNA of Brachypodium distachyon (stiff brome), 1515 nucleotides long. RefSeq names its product protein-tyrosine-phosphatase PTP1. The coding region runs from base 332 to 1120 and encodes 262 amino acids. Lineage: Eukaryota; Viridiplantae; Streptophyta; Magnoliopsida; Poales; Poaceae. The transcript has 9 exons. Gene Ontology annotation, molecular function: protein tyrosine phosphatase activity. The record is from RefSeq and is a predicted model, not a curated record. Gene Ontology annotation, biological process: protein dephosphorylation.
CUCCGACUCCGACCAAUCCUCUCUAAGAGCCACCGCAGAGACGGGGAACGCGACGAGCUCCCGCGGCGGCGGCCUUCGAGAGAAGGUGAGGGCCGCCGCCCGCCUCGCCGGAUCCGGCUCCCGCCACCCGCACGCGCAUGCGGAGGCGCAGUAUUCCGGGAGUCCGGCGGUCCCCGGGGCCGCGUUCGACCCCUUCGACGUCGAGGCCGAUCCUCCGCCGCCGGUGCUGACGCCCGAGCAGGUCACGCUAUGCAAGCAGGCGCUCGCGCAUUUCGAGCCGAGGAGCAAGCAGCAGGAUGCCUUGUCCGACGAGUUCGAGAGCCUCCCGCACAUGGGGACAAUGCGCCAGGGGCAGAGGAACCGGUUUAAUGUGGCCUGUGAUGCUACUAAUAUGGGAAAAAACCGCUAUAUUGAUGUCUUACCAUAUGAUGACAACAGGGUACGGCUAAAACUAUCAACUAGUCAAAUUUCCAGCAAUGAUUACAUCAAUGCAAGCUUUAUAAAGGCUACUGAGGACAACAGAUCCACAAGAUUUAUCUCCACUCAAGGCCCACUAGUCAAGACAUUUGAGGAUUUCUGGGAAAUGGUUUGUGAAAAUCAGUGUCGUGUGAUUGUUAUGCUCACACAGUUCGACAGUGUAAAGUGUGAUGAGUAUCUUCCAUUACUCAAUGGACAAGAUGUGUAUGGAAAGUAUAAUGUGGAGAUUACUAAAAAAAGAUAUUGCCAUCAAUUAUGGUUGCGCGAUGUGAAGGUGCAAUGCAAUGAGUCAGACAAGAUUCAUUCUGUACUACAUAUAGAAUACCCGGAUUGGCCCGACCAUGGAGUACCAACCAGUACUGAUGCUGUAAGACAAAUCCGAAAACGGUUACAUAAUGUUCGGGAAGAACAUCCUAUAGUUGUACACUGCAGUGCAGGCAUUGGAAGAACUGGUGCUUACAUCACCAUCCACAGUACAAUUGAGAGGAUUCUCCUUGGUGACACAAGCUCUUAUGAUCUUGUUGAAACUGUAAAAAAAUUUAGGUCCCAACGAAAUGGAAUGGUCCAAACCGAGGACCAGUACAUGUUCUGCUUCCGUGCAAUUGUUGAUGAGCUGAAAGAUCUGCUGAAGUCAAACCAUUGAGGUAUUUCUAGGGAAGAACCGUGGUGGUGCCUUCUUGGCGCCCUUCUAUUUCUGUAAGCCGAAUCAUUUUGUAGCUAUCAUGUUUAUAUAAGUGCGCACUGCAUUAUGAUCACUUUGCCACCUCCAAUAUCGAUGUAGUCUCUACUUAUCACUCAUACUCAUCAAAUUAAGAGAAUCAGUAGAGUUUAGUGCAUCUGGUGGACCAAAGCCUGUAAUCACCCUUCCAUGGAUCGUUCCUCAGCCUGCCUUGGAAGAUUUGUGGGCUUGAUUCACAUGCAAGCUGAUCUAAAAGGUUUCUUUCUUAAGACCAGUGCAUUAUUUUUCUUGUACACUAUGACCAGCGCAGUGUUGAUUUUACUGAAGUUGAACAAGCUGGCAUGUCAGUGGUUGAUUUU